AUGCAACGAGAGCGCGAACAAAAACAACGCGAGGAACGUGAAAGGAUCAAAGCACAGAUUAAAGCAGAUCGGGAGGAGAGGCGGAUGUUGGAUGAAAUGAGGAAGCAUGGUCAAUCGCCGGAAACCCUGGGUUCUUCAACUGCUUCUUCGCAUGCCAAAUCAAAAACGUCAAUAUUGCACGCUCGAGGGGAUGUGAGAGUCCAAGUCCGCACAUUCGACGGUUCGACCUUGCGCAAUACAUUCCCUUCAAGCGCAACCAUCACAAAAGAAAUCCGUCCCUGGAUUGACUCGGCCAGCUCGACUGCUUCACCCGCCAGGACAAGUGGCGUGCCAUACAAUCUCAAACUCAUCCUGACACCCCUUCCGAACCGCACAAUUGAAGCGGGAGAAGAAGACACUGAACUCUCCGACCUGGGUAUCACGGGGAGCUGUACCUUCGUCAUGGUCCCGGUGCAAGGGUAUGUUGACUCGUACGCUUCCGGCGGAUUGGCUCUGGGAGGCGGGCUACUCGGGGGUGUUGUGAGUGGAGGGUACAACCUCGUCAGUGGAACGGCAGGGAUGGUCUUUGGUGGUGUACGGUCACUGCUUGGGUAUGGGUCGGGCGAUGCGGAACAGACGACGCCUACGGGCAGCGGACGUGGGAACGCAGAUCAGCCUCCUGGUGCUGGUGCUGGUUCUGCGGCGGGGAAUAACGUCCGGAUUCGCACACUCGCUGACCAGCGCGCCGCAGAUGCUGCAGGAAAGAGGAACCAGCAGUUUUACAAUGGGAACCAGCUGAAUUUCCAGCCCAACGACGAGGACCAGAAGAAAGAUUGA
Fonsecaea nubica is the source of this 816-nucleotide messenger RNA. RefSeq lists its product as hypothetical. Lineage: Eukaryota; Fungi; Ascomycota; Eurotiomycetes; Chaetothyriales; Herpotrichiellaceae. The coding region runs from base 1 to 816 and encodes 271 amino acids. The transcript has a single exon. The record is from RefSeq and is a predicted model, not a curated record. Gene Ontology annotation, molecular function: protein binding.